UUCAGUAGCUCCAGAGGAAUCCUCAUGACUUGAGGGGCAAUUUGGUUCCCAUGAAAGAAAUAUUCAUGAUUUGGGGAAGUCCCAGUCAAGUGAGGCUCUGCUGGAAUCCAAGAUCCCAGGCUGAAGUGCAGGCUGGCUUCUAUCCGUCCUGAAGGCCUGAGUGGCAGGGGGAGUGGUUGUGAUGGCAGAGGAGGUGGCGGGGGUGGCACUGGAGGUCAACGGGCUGACCCCCCAUGUGCCAGAUGAGCUGCUCAUGCUCUACUUUGAGAACCGCCGACGGUCUGGAGGGGGACCUGUGUUGAGCUGGCAGAGACUUGGCUGUGGGGGCAUCCUCACCUUUCGAGAACCUGAAGAUGCUCAGAGAGUAUUGGCACAGGCAAAGCAUGAACUGCAAGGUGCCUGGCUGUGCCUGAGGCCAGCCCCACCAUGUGCCUCUACACGUCUGCUCCUCCAAGGAUUGCCACCUGGAACCACACCCCAGCGCUUGGAACAGCAUGUUCAGGCCCUGUUGUGUGCCAUAGGAUACCCAGUGCAGCCUUGCCGUGCCCUGGCUAGCCCCAGGCCUGAUCGUGCCCUGGUCCAGCUGCCUAUGCCCCUUCCUGAAAUGGAAUUCCGGAUCUUGGAGGAGCAGGCCCAGAAUCUGGACCUAGAUGGAGCUGCUGUGUCCCUGGCCCGAGUGCCCCAGACUCGAGCGGUGCGUGUGGUAGCAGGCACCCCACCUGUGGACCUGCUGCUGCUGGAGCUGUACCUGGAAAACGAGCGACACAGUGGUGGGGGGCCCCUGGAGGGCUUGCGCAGCCUGCCUAGGCAGCUGGGCACUGUCAUCUCCUUCCAGCAGUGGCAGACGGCUGAACAGGUGUUGCAGCGGAACCACUGGCUGCAGGGCUCAAAGCUGAGCCUUGUCCCCCACUAUGAGGUCUUGGAGCCUGAGGAUCUCGCUGAGGGCACUGCUGGAGGGGACCACCCAUCCACAGUGGGGCCUGGAGCCAUGGACCAUGCUCUCCCAGAGACUGAAAGGCUGGCAGGGGCCCUGAAGGGUGCAGAGGACUCUGGGGACGCACCAGGGCAGUUGAGAGCCUCUUUGGGAAAAAGUCAUGAGGGACCUCCAGGACAGGUCAUGCUAGCUAACUUGGGAGCUGUAAGGUCCCUGGAGCAAGUGGGGCUAGUGAACCAGGGGCCUGUGGGGCUGCUGGAGCAGGAGAGGUCCAUGAGCCUGGGAACUGUAGGGUCUCCAAAGCAGGCUGGGCUCAAGAGCUCAGAGCUUAAGGAAUGUGCAGGACUGGCUGGCCCAAUGGAGAUCUCUAUGAGGUUGCUGGGGCAGGAGAACCCAGGGCCUUUGAAUCUGGUAGAGCAGGAGGGCCUUGUGGGAGUUGCCAUGAGCUCACUGGGGCAGGAGGGGCUGGUGGGGCCAUCAGAGAUCACCAUGGAGUCUUCAGAGAAGAUUGGGUUAGAGAGCCCAGGGCAUGUGGAGCUGCUGGGACAGGAGGACCUGGUGGAUAUGGUGUUGUCAAUGGAGCCAGGGGCGAUGCGCUUCCUGCAGCUUUAUCAUGAGGACCUUCUUGCCAGCCUGGGAGAUGUUACUCUCUUCCCACUUGAAGGAAUAGAUGUGACAGGCUUUCGGCUCUGUGGAGUCCAGGCCCCAUGCCAAGCAGCCCAGGAAUUGCUACAGAGUCUGCUGGGCAGCAUUAGCUGCCACACAUUGAGCCUGAGGCACCCAGGCAGCGCCAGAUUUCUGCUGGGGAUGGAGGGACAGCGCCUUCUUCAGGGCCUAGAGGCUCAGUUCCAGUGUAUCUUCGGGACAGAGCAUCUGGCCAGUGCCACCGUGGACACAAACCCUGAAGAGGUGGAUCCCACUGAGGUCCUUCAGGUCCUCCCAGCACACAGUCAUACUCUGUGGUCCCCAGAGACUACAGGCAGUGACCAGGAGAAUAUGAACAUGGAGGAAGUACGAGAGAUGCUUGCCACCCUGGAGAGGCUAGAUUCAGAAAACUGGCAGCCCCUGGAGCUUCAGGAGAAAAAGCCAGAAGAACAGCCAGAGGAUGCAGGGCAGGAGGAGGAAGCACCCAUAUCUGGAGCUGGGAAGGAGCCUGUGGAACCUAACAUUGGGACACCUGAGCCUGAGCAGCUGAAGGAGGAGGCUGCACUGCAGCUGGCCCUCUACCACUCUCUGGAGUCUCAGGACCAGCUGGCUGAGCAGAAGGAAGCUGCCACACUAAGGCUAGCCCUGGCCCUCUCCCUGUUGGAGGCAGAAGAGCCUCUGGGUGGCAGUACUGGUAGUGGGGCCCGACUGGUGGUACACGUGCCCUUUGAGCAGGAUGUGGAGGAGUUGGACCGGGCACUAACAGCUGCCUUGGAGGAACACCUCCAGGAGGAGACAGUGAGACUCCAGGGCCAGGUGCUGCCCGCAGAACUGUGUGCUCCUAUGGAACGGUACCAUGGUGUGAGUGUCGUCCCACGUGGUGACAGCAUCCUCCUCCGAGGCUUUGGGGCCCAGCCUGCUCGUGCAGCCCGCCACUUAGCUGCACUUCUUCCUGGCCCUUGGGAUUCGAGUCUGGCCUCCCCCUUUGGGGGUUCAGACACCAACUUGCCAGAGUGGAGGCUGAAAGAGCCCUUGGGCAGACUAGAGAAACUGGCAGAGAGUACCACGGAGUUCCAGGAGGUGGUACAGGCCUUCUACGACUCCCUGGAUGCUGCCCACAGCAAAAUCUGCAUUAUCCAGGUACAGCGAGUGUCGAACCCGCUGAUGGAGCAACAGUACCAGCUGCACCGGGAUCGUCUGGUGCCGCGCUGCACACAGCACCCUGCAGAGCAGGUCCUGUACCACGGCACGUCGGCAUCCGCAGUGCCUGAGAUCUGUGAGCACGGCUUCAACCGCAGCUUCUGUGGCCGAAACGGCACACUCUACGGGAAGGGCGUGUACUUUGCCAAGCGUGCCUCUCUGUCUGUGCACGACCGAUAUUCGCCCCCCAAUGACAAUGGCCACAAGGCCAUAUUCGUGGCACGAGUGCUGACAGGCGACUACGGGCAAGGACGCCGGGGUCUGCGAGCGCCCCCUCUGCGGGCCGGUCACACCCUCCUGCGCUACGACAGCGCUGUGAACUGCCUCCACCAGCCCAGUAUCUUUGUCAUUUUCCACGACACCCAGGCUCUGCCCACCCACCUCAUUACUUGCAGGCGCUUGCCCCACGGUUCCCGGGAGACCUCUCUUGGACUUUUAGGCCCCUCUCCGGCAGCCACCUGACUGGAGGAUGGCCUGCUCCUCAGAUUCCCGUUCUCCACAGCACCCUCGGCGUUAGGUAGCAGGAGCCAAGUGGACCCAGAGCGCCGGACCCACCACCAGGGGUCAGCAGAGCCCAGCGGGAGGGCGCGCUGGCCGGGCACGCCCGUCUUGGCCCUACCUCGCCCGAGCGCGGCUCAGUCUUUGAAUAAAACCUGUGUGUUC
Molecule: messenger RNA, 3442 nt
Organism: Fukomys damarensis (Damara mole-rat)
Lineage: Eukaryota; Metazoa; Chordata; Mammalia; Rodentia; Bathyergidae
Gene: Parp10
Product: poly(ADP-ribose) polymerase family member 10
Exons: 12
Coding region: 182-3241 (1019 amino acids)
Biological process (GO): negative regulation of gene expression
Cellular component (GO): nucleus; cytoplasm
Molecular function (GO): transcription corepressor activity; NAD+ poly-ADP-ribosyltransferase activity
Source: RefSeq, a predicted model, not a curated record